CCCAUGAACGCCUAUGUUAUGAAAUAAGUUUACGUAAUUAUGUAAUAUGGAGGAAUUGUGUGAUGCCUUUACCCAUUAUAGAGGCACAUAGGCAAACUCCCACAGUGGCAGUGCGUCUGUCAUGAGUGUCAUCUUCCCCCUCACCAACGCAAUCCGUGCCGCUCCACUCUUCCCAGCACUGUAAGUGCUUUUUCCUCUAAAUAUCUGCCUAUUUAUAAGAAAUGGGAAGUUGAUGGAUCACCUAAUAGUCUACCUACUUAAUUAGUGUUCGAUAUUUUUGGUUUUAAAUUACAAUUCCAUUGAGAUCGAAGGCUUUGGUGGUUAUGGACUCUUGAGAAGCCUUCAAAGACUAAAGCUUUAAGGUUUUGGUGCUAUCUUUUAACUCUGGGUCCUUGCAAUGGCGCGAGUGGAGAUGGCCCAUGCGGUGGAUUUAGAAUGCGGUGGCCACGGUGGCGGCGACACCAGUGAUGGGGAGGAAGAGGGGAGCGUUUAUUUCUCCGAUGCCGACGAGGGGUCUUGCCAUUCCCAGUUAUAUUCCACGGCUGAUGGGUCUGAGCUUGAGAUAGAGGAGGCGUUGGAGUCCCGGAGAGCCUCGUCUGAUUGCUCGGUGGAUUUGGAGAGUGGGGUUGGUGAAACCAAGCCGCAUUUGGGGAAAUUAGAUAGAGAUUGUAGGAUUUGCCACUUGAGUUUGCAGAGCCCUGGCCCUCAGUCUGGGGUCGCCAUUGAAUUGGGGUGUUCUUGUAAAGAUGAUUUGGCAGCUGCUCAUAAGCAUUGUGCUGAGACUUGGUUCAAAAUCAAAGGAAAUAAGGUGUGUGAGAUUUGCAAUUCAAUAGUACGCAAUCUGGUUGGUCCAAACGAUGUAGAGCCAUUGCAGCCAAGAAUUGAGACUAACGAUUUGGCAACGAAUGGUGUGUCAGCAGUAGCAACAUCCUCGGCUCCUGAGACUCGGAAUUGCCUAAAUGGACACUGGUUCCUGAAUUUCCUCUUGGCCUGUAUGGUAUUUGCCUUUGUCAUCUCCUGGCUCUUCCACUUUAACAUUCCAUCUUAGGUAGGCAGAAAUGCAGUAAAAGCCUGUGAAACCUUAAAAGAUUUGUUUUUUCCUAUAUAGAUUAGGAUAAGAAUGUCUUGCAACUAACAUAUAAACAUGGGAAGAUAUAGUGUUAAUAUUGUCUUGCAAUGUUCUUUUGCCCCUCAUUUAAGAAUUUAGAUUUAUCCCAUCACUGCUGAGUGUAUCUGGCUUGCCAUGUUGUAAAUUCACGACUAUGUCACUUAACUAUAAGGUCCUUAACAAGGUUUAGUGCUUUUGACUGGUCACUUUGAUUUUUUUUUUUAUUAUUAUUAUAUUGUCAUUAAUGGAAAACUGUUUAUUAUAA
This is a messenger RNA of Ipomoea nil (Japanese morning glory), 1373 nucleotides long. RefSeq lists its product as uncharacterized. Gene Ontology annotation, molecular function: zinc ion binding. The coding region runs from base 398 to 1048 and encodes 216 amino acids. The record is from RefSeq and is a predicted model, not a curated record. NCBI's taxonomy places the organism in Eukaryota, Viridiplantae, Streptophyta, Magnoliopsida, Solanales, Convolvulaceae. The transcript has 2 exons.